GUGACGUGUCAGCGCUGCAGGCCGAGGAAGUGGCCGUAAGGAAGGGGACACGUCUGUGCAGAAGAGCAACAGAACGACUGAAAUACGAUAAAGGAAGGAUUCCCAAAGGAGUACCGCAUGGUAUUUGCCAUUACUUAUUAGUUUUAAAAAACUAAACAGGAUUCACCUUUGUUGGAAUUUCGUCCGGAAUAGACGAUGCUGACCAAAUUUGAGACGAAAUCGGCCCGUGUGAAAGGACUCAGUUUCCACCCCAAGCGGCCCUGGAUCCUGACCAGUCUCCACAACGGGGUCAUUCAGCUGUGGGACUACCGCAUGUGUACCCUCAUCGACAAGUUCGAUGAGCAUGAUGGGCCAGUUAGAGGGAUCGACUUCCACAAGCAGCAGCCUUUGUUUGUGUCUGGUGGAGACGACUACAAGAUCAAGGUGUGGAACUACAAGUUGCGCCGAUGCCUUUUCACCCUGCUGGGUCACCUGGAUUAUAUCCGGACCACCUUCUUCCACCAUGAGUACCCAUGGAUUUUGAGCGCCUCUGAUGAUCAGACCAUCCGCAUCUGGAACUGGCAGUCCCGAACCUGUGUCUGUGUGCUGACGGGGCAUAACCACUAUGUGAUGUGCGCUCAGUUUCACCCCUCGGAAGACCUGGUGGUGUCAGCCAGCCUUGACCAGACUGUGCGCGUGUGGGAUAUCUCUGGCUUGAGGAAGAAGAACCUCUCGCCUGGUGCCAUGGAGACCGAAGUUCGUGGGAUCACUGGUGUUGACUUGUUUGGAGCCUCCGACGCUGUCGUCAAGCAUGUGCUGGAGGGUCAUGAUCGCGGGGUCAACUGGGCAGCCUUCCAUCCCAGCAUGCCUCUCAUUGUGUCUGGAGCUGAUGAUCGGCAGGUGAAAAUAUGGCGGAUGAACGAGUCCAAAGCCUGGGAGCUGGACACCUGCAGGGGACACUACAACAACGUGUCCUGCGCCGUUUUCCACCCUCGUCAGGAGCUCAUCCUCUCAAACUCAGAGGACAAGAGCAUCCGGGUGUGGGACAUGUCCAAGCGGACUGGGGUGCAGACCUUCCGCCGUGAUCAUGACCGUUUCUGGGUACUGGGGGCGCACCCUAACCUCAACCUCUUUGCCGCAGGCCACGACAGCGGUAUGCUGGUGUUCAAGCUGGAGCGCGAGCGCCCCGCCUACGCUGUGUACGGAAACAUGCUGUACUAUGUGAAAGACCGCUUCCUUCGCCAGCUUGAUUUCCACAGCAGCAAGGACACUGCAGUCAUGCAGCUGCGCAGUGGGUCUAAAUUCCCAGUGUUUAGCAUGUCCUACAACCCAGCUGAAAAUGCCGUCCUGCUCUGCACACGUGCCACCAACUUGGAGAACAGUACCUACGACUUGUACUCCAUCCCCAGGGAGAGUGACUCCCAGAACCCUGAUGCUCCUGAAGGAAAAAGAUCAUCUGGUCUCACUGCAGUAUGGGUGGCAAGGAACCGAUUUGCAGUGCUAGAUCGUAUGCACUCUUUGCUGAUCAAAAACCUGAAGAAUGAGAUCGUGAAGAAGGUUCAGGUACCCAACUGUGAAGAGAUCUUCUAUGCUGGGACGGGCUCGCUGCUGCUGCGGGAUGCCGAUGGAGUCACACUCUUUGACGUGCAGCAGAAGCGUUCACUCGCUACUGUCAAAAUUGCCAAGGUCAAGUACGUGGUGUGGUCAUCUGACACCAGCCACGUCGCCCUGCUGGCCAAGCACGCCAUCAUGAUCUGCAACAGGAAGUUGGAGAGUCUGUGCAACAUCCAUGAAAACAUUCGUGUGAAGAGUGGAGCGUGGGAUGAGAGUGGCGUUUUUAUCUACACCACCUCAAACCAUAUCAAAUACGCCCUGACCUCUGGUGAUCAUGGAAUCAUUCGCACCCUGGACCUGCCCAUCUACGUGACACGGGUUCGAGGGAACAGUGUUUACUGUCUGGAUCGGGAGUGUCGCCCACGUGUGCUGACCAUUGACCCCACUGAGUACCGCUUCAAACUGGCCCUGGUGAACCGCAAGUACGAGGAGGUGCUGCACAUGGUGCGCAACGCCAAGCUAGUUGGCCAGUCCAUCAUUGCCUACCUGCAGAAGAAAGGCUACCCAGAAGUGGCACUGCACUUCGUCAAAGAUGAGAAGACCCGUUUCAGCCUGGCGCUGGAGUGCGGCAACAUUGAGGUGGCUCUUGAGGCCGCCAAGGCGCUAGAUGAGCGCAGCUGCUGGGAGAGGCUGGGCGAAGCCGCUUUGCUCCAGGGACACCACCAGGUAGUGGAGAUGUGCUACCAAAGGACCAAGAACUUUGACAAGCUCACAUUCCUCUACCUCAUCACUGGCAACCUGGCCAAACUCCGCAAAAUGAUGAAGAUUGCGGAAAUCCGGAAAGACAUGAGUGGACAUUACCAGGGAGCUUUGUACCUCGGUGACGUCAGCGAGAGGGUGCGCAUCCUGAAGAACUGUGGUCAAAAGUCGCUGGCAUACCUGACUGCUGCCACUCACGGAAUGGAUGAAGAGGCCGAGGCCCUUAAGGAGACCUUUGACCCCGAGAAGGAGACUGUGCCGGAAAUUGACCCUGAUGCCCAACUGCUUCAGCCACCCCCUCCCAUAAACCCCCUGGACACAAACUGGCCCCUCCUCACUGUCUCCAAGGGCUUCUUUGAGGGUGCGAUCUCAGCCAAGGGGAAGGCAGGCCAGAUGGCAGCAGAUCUGGAUAUGGAAGCUCCAGGAGGAGAAGGCUGGGGAGAAGAUGCAGAGCUGCAGCUGGACGAAGACGGCUUCAUGGAUGCUCAGGAAGGAGUCGAAGACACAGGGCUAGGGAAGGAGGAUGGAGGUGGCUGGGAGGUUGAGGAAGAUCUUGACUUGCCUCCAGAGCUGGAGCUGCCAGCUGGGGCUGGAGGAGGGGCUGAAGAGGGAUUCUUUGUGCCCCCAACUAAGGGGAUGAGUCCCACUCAGAUGUGGUGCAACAAUUCUCAGCUUCCUGUGGACCACAUCUUGGCUGGGUCCUUUGAGACAGCCAUGAGGCUCCUCCAUGACCAGGUCGGGGUGGUUCACUUCAGCCCCUACAAGCCUUUGUUCCUGCAGACGUUCUCUCGUGGACGCACAUGCUACUCUGGGCUGCCUUCCCUGCCCUGCCUUCACGGGUUCCCCCAGAGGAACUGGAAGGAUGCAGGUGCCAAGCAGGGCCUUCCCGCUGUGGGGCUCCGUCUUUCUGACCUCAUCGCCCGUCUGCAGCAGUGCUAUCAGUUGACCACCGCGGGGCGUUUUGAGGAGGCUGUUGAGCGCUUCCGUGCCAUCCUGCUCUCCGUGCCUCUGCUGGUGGUGGACAACAAGCAGGAGAUAGCUGAGGCACAGCAGCUCAUCACAAUCUGUAAGGAGUACAUACUGGGCCUCACUAUGGAGAUAGAAAGGAAGAAACUGCCCAAAGACACACUGGAACAGCAGAAGCGGCUUUGUGAGAUGGCGGCAUACUUCACCCAUUGCAAUCUUCAGCCAGUGCACAUGGUUCUGGUCCUGCGCACAGCACUCAACCUCUUCUUCAAACUGCGCAAUUUCAAGACUGCGGCUGGCUUUGCCCGCAGGCUGUUGGAGUUGGGGCCCAAGCCAGAGGUUGCACAGCAGACAAGGAAGAUUCUGGCAGCAUGUGAAAAGACGCUGACAGACACCCACCAGCUGAACUACGAUCCGCACAACCCGUUUGACCUGUGCGCUGCCUCCUUCACCCCUCUGUAUCGGGGUCGCCCUGUUGAAAAGUGCCCCCUUUCUGGAGCAUGCUACUGUCCCACCUAUAAAGGGCAAAUUUGUCGGGUCACACAGGUGACAGAGAUUGGAAAGGAUGUGAUUGGUCUGCGUGUCAGCCCCCUGCAGUUCCGCUAAGGAGCACGAAGAUCACAAGGACAAGAAAGAACAGAGAACCAUUUAAGAAAUGGAGACUAGAUGUUUUCUUCUCUAAUAAAUAUUCUGUCCCAGCUUUUGCCUUUUCGUGUUGUCAAGGAUUUCACAUGUAAUUAUACUUUAACUUACUCAGAAUGCCUUGCAUCUUGUAUUUGGCUACAUAUUGGUGUAUGCUUAGCUGUGGACUGUUGGACAAAAUAACUUUUUUUUUUUUUGCAUAUUUCUCUAUGUGCAAAAUGUUAAGGUGUAGUACUAAAUUUGUUGCAUUAGAAACACACAUAAGAGCUCAAAUCUCUAAUAAAAGCUCAACUUCAUCAUG
Messenger RNA from Scleropages formosus (Asian bonytongue), 4201 nucleotides. RefSeq names its product COPI coat complex subunit alpha (gene copa). Gene Ontology annotation, molecular function: structural molecule activity; protein binding. Bases 196 to 3864 code for a protein of 1222 amino acids. Gene Ontology annotation, cellular component: COPI vesicle coat. The record is from RefSeq and is a predicted model, not a curated record. The transcript has 29 exons. Gene Ontology annotation, biological process: retrograde vesicle-mediated transport, Golgi to endoplasmic reticulum; endoplasmic reticulum to Golgi vesicle-mediated transport; intra-Golgi vesicle-mediated transport. Lineage: Eukaryota; Metazoa; Chordata; Actinopteri; Osteoglossiformes; Osteoglossidae.